CUUACUUGUUGGAGCGCGAGUCACUACCAUUGCUUUCUAUGGAAUUGUAAAUAUGCUCUGACGGUUUUUAUUUAUUACUUUUUUUAGUUCACUGGCUUCUUUGUGAAUGCCACCAUGUCGUUGAAAAGACUUACAGACCAAGAAUAUGCUUUAGAAGAAAGGGGAAGGUUUUUCAUUGCAUCUGAAACACAGGGCGAAGAAGACAAUGUCGAUCACCAUGAACUCAUUUUACUAAAGGCUGAUCUUUUGGCGUCGGAAAAUCGCCUCAAAGAGGCUGUGGAUAUGUAUGCAAUGGCUCUCCGGUAUGUUCCUGUCAGGCCGGACCAGCUGAGCGCCUUAGUAGGAUGCGUUUUGCGCAACUUCAAGAAAUUAGAACAAUCUCUUACAAACACCGAGCCGAAUUGGACAAAACAGGACAGUGAAUUUGACUGCCCUGGUUGUUUUACUUUUAUGGGUGAGCCUGUGACUGUGAUCUGUGGACACUCGUAUUGUAAAAGAUGUUUACAGCAAAGCGCUUUUUCCAAAUGUAAACUUUGCAGUGAAGACAUAAGAACGAGGCCUGAGGAACCCCGAGUCAAUGUAAUCUUGAGUGGACUCCUUGAGAAGUGGUUUCCCGAAGACAUCGAAAGAACGAAAUGCAUAGGGAAAGCCGAAAGCUUGUUGAAGACUAAACAAUACGACAAGGCGAUUGCAUUUACGAGUAAAUUAUUAGAAUCUGGCUUCAGUAACGUGUGGGUGUGGGAGUGUCAUGCCGAGGCACACAGAGGACUGAAGCAGUUCCGUGACGCGUUGGAAGACUGGGAAUCUUGUUUGAGGAUUAUCCCAUCUCCAGAGAGAUAUUACCAGAAAGCAAAGGUUUUCCAAGAGAUGGGUCAAGUGGAUGAAUCUCUGCAAGUCUUCCUUCAAUGUUUAGCAUUGGAUGAGAACUUCCACCUGGCCAAACGAGAAGUGGAAUUGAUAUUGCACGAUCUGUUGUCUCCAGCCUGUGAGAAUGUCAAGGUCGGUUUGAGAGAGACCACUCAGAACACUUCCACUCAUUUGCGCAGUAAAACCCUGGUGGCUGCGGGCCAGGACCGAGAGCAGCUGACCGAGCUGCAAGACCAGUGCCAACAUGACACACAAGCAGCAUCCACCCCGCCUCCCCCUAAAACCCCAGAGAGACCAGGUCGAUCUGAAAGACCAGAACGGUCCGGCCUGGGCAGAACUCAUUCCCUUCGUGCUCACGGGCUAAGCAGGGCUGUAGAGGAGGGGCUUAAAAGAGUUUGCUCUGCCCCACAGUUAAGUGACCCAGAAAAAGGGGCACUACUGAAGAGGAAACUCUCUGUGUCAGAACCAGGACCGGGUAUCCCUUACAGCCAUGGCAGUAAAUACAAGAAGCAUGGAGGAACAACAAGCCAUGCUACUCCUGUGGUCACAGAGGAAACGUCUCAUCGAGUUCUGCCACAAGAGCUGCUGGACCCGAAUGAUUUUGAAUGCUCUCUAUGCAUGAGGUUGUUCUAUCAACCUGUCACGACUCCUUGUGGUCACACUUUCUGUAAGACCUGUCUGGAACGCUGUCUGGACCACAACCAGCAAUGUCCUCUCUGUAAAGAAAGUCUCAAAGAGUAUCUUGCCUGUAGAAAGUACACAAUCACACAAGUGCUGGACAACAUCAUUCAAAAGCAUUUAUCCGGGGAACAUCAAGAGAGAAUAAAAUUGCAUACUGAGGAGACAAAAGAGCUUUCAGACUUGACGAAGAAUGUGCCCAUGUUUGUUUGUACCAUGGCCUAUCCCACUGUGCCUUGCCCACUGCAUGUGUUCGAACCACGGUACCGUCUUAUGAUCCGACGCUGCAUGGAAACCGGGACACGGCAGUUCGGCAUGUGCAUCAAUGACCCCCAGAAAGGGUUUGUGGACUACGGCUGCUUGCUUCAGAUCCGCAGUGUGCAUUUCCUCCCAGACGGGCGUUCUGUCGUUGACACCAUUGGAGGGAAGAGGUUUCGUGUGCUUACGCGUGGUAUGAGAGAUGGAUACUGUAUAGCCAACAUUGAGUAUCUGGAGGAUAUGAGGGUAAAUGAUGUGGAGAAACUGGAGAGUCUGCAAGUAUUGCACGAUCAGGUAUACGACCAGGCUCGCAAAUGGUUUCAGAACCUGGAGAACCGUUUCCGGAACCAGAUACUCCAGCAUUUCGGCCCGAUGCCUGAGAGAGAAGCUGACAUCCAGGCCACACCUAACGGUCCCGCAUGCUGUUGGUGGCUCCUAGCUGUUCUUCCUGUGGACCCCCGAUACCAGCUGUCUGUCCUCUCCAUGACAUCUCUAAAAGAACGACUAGUCAAGAUCCAACACAUCCUCACCUACCUGCAGAACAUCCCCAGCGACUAGAGCUUCCACACAUACGCACACACAACUCUUUUUCCAGCUUGGGUGCUGUCCAAUAAAAAACUGAUCAGAUUCCAAGGAAACUGAAACGUGGAUGGGAGUCAGGUGUAAUGCCAAGAGUUUUCCGAAUUAAUUGUUUUUCAAAACAAAAUGAAUUUUCAUAGUCACUUUUUAUUCUAAUCUUACCUCAGAGACAAUUUAGUGUUUAUUUGCUCUCGAAUUCUGGUUCGAGUGUUCGACGACAUCCCUUCCCAAGUAUUUAUCAUAACGGCAGUCAAACAAUCCCACACAUGUCUUUAACGUGAAACUUGAAACUUAAGACAACUUGUAAGGUUAGAUUCCUACUGUUAACGACAGCAUUUAUAGGGUAGAAAUGAUGCUGGAGAGCAUUCCAGCAUUUCAAAUUGAAUCAUGCGUAUUGAACAGAAGCAUCUGCACGGACAAAAUUUUCUGAUUUUCGGGCACCAUUAUUAACAGAAAGCUAAUUUUAUGUAUUUCUUUACUUAAAACUGGAUGAACAAAAGGCGGAAAUGUCUCUUCCAAGCAUCCAACUAAGCUUGGUUUCUAUCCAUUGAGAACGCACACGAGGUCGACAUUGCAGAGCUGCCGAUUGCAUCAGUGUUUCUUUUUCGGCAAUAUAUGAUAAUGUUGCUUGCAAAAGACCUUAGAAAUGAGCACUGCUAUGAUGAUACUGUUUAUUUCUGACAAAUAAAUAUUUUACAGGUGUGGGUCAAUCGCAAAGAAAAUAAAUUUACAAGCGUCUCUUUAUAGGACAAACCAUCUCUCUGUCAAAUCCACUACAGCCUGAAAUUUUUGAGGCACAGUUGUAAAAAUGAUAUAUUGUAAUUGUGUUUGUACAAAAAAAUGCAACGGGGAACUUGCAAUAUUUUAGAUAUUCGAAUGAAACCGCAGACUCUUUCAUUAGAUUACAACCAGCAGCAUCAAGAGUUUCAGCAACAUUCUGACCGCGAGUCAAACUUAUUUUAGCUCUUACCUGUAUGGUGCUUGUGCGAGCACUAACUUUUGCCUUAUUGAUUGCAUUCUGCUCAUGGUAUGAUGCAUCGGCUUGGGUUUUUGCAUUCCUUUUGCCAGAGUAAUAAAUCUGUGAUUUAAUUUACUUCUUAAAAUCCUUUUUGUGUAAAAUAUGUCAAAUAAUGGCUUUGUUGUUUGUAGACGUUUUUACGUCUGUUUGCUUGGAUAUUUAAGUUUUCAAUUUACAAAUUAAAAAUGCACAUCUUUUUCAUUGUA
This is a messenger RNA of Triplophysa dalaica, 3606 nucleotides long. RefSeq names its product LON peptidase N-terminal domain and ring finger 1, like (gene lonrf1). Gene Ontology annotation, molecular function: protein binding. Lineage: Eukaryota; Metazoa; Chordata; Actinopteri; Cypriniformes; Nemacheilidae. The record is from RefSeq and is a predicted model, not a curated record. The transcript is spliced from 12 exons. The coding region runs from base 115 to 2361 and encodes 748 amino acids.